AUGGUUUGUCCAAAGAGUGCUCGCGAUAAAACAUCCCGUCGAAAGACCUCAACCGUGCAGGGGGAGGUGCAUUCAUCAGAAACUUCAUCCGCAGCUUCUCACAUCGCGACGAUCAAAGUAGUGGGGGAUCUUGAAACUCAACCGCACACGUCCUCCCCGCCAAAAGAGAACCCAACGCCGCCGCCAACUUCCUCCACGAAGAUAUCCGAUCAACAUUCUCCCUUAUCUUUGAUGGAUCCCUUUCUUCAUUUCUCAUCCACUUCUAAGCGAAAGCGCAAUCCUCGACGAAGCGCAACCCCCAAUUCCUCCACAAUUCAUUUCACCGAAGUGCAGAUUCUCCAGAGCCAGCUCCUCGCCCUCGCCUACCGCUACGCACGGACGGCUUUAACCGAAGAGAUGCAGGCGAUGAAGGCGCCUCAAUUGGCCGAAAAAAUACCGGGGACUAAUCCCAAUAACAACGCGGGUGGAAAAAUUCUGUCGUCCGCGCGAACAAAGAAAGGAGAAAGGGAGAAUACUUCAAAAGCUGGGGAAACUAGUGAAGCCCCUGCCUUUAAACCACCUCUCUCUACACUAAGCACAACCCACCACGAUGGCGAUAUUUUCAUCCGUUUGUGGGCGCAAUGCCUCUACCAUGAAGAAAAUUCUUCCAAUCCAAUGAAAAAGGAGGAAAGGGUGAAAAAGGAAAAAGAGGAAGGAGAGGAUUGGAUUGGUAAGCGGAACCCUUCCUCUGCGGCGUGGUGUCGUCGUGUUUUCAUGGGGCUUCCAUACGGAAAAAACCCAGCGGUAGGAUUCAUGAAGGAUUUCCUUGCUUUGCCAAAAAUUCCUAAUCCUAUCCAAUUGACAUACGCCGAAUCGAUUUUUCUAAAAGAACGGUGUAGGAACUUCAAUCCCCUUGUUAAGUCAUUUGAAGCCAUGCCGUUAUAUGAUGAAAGCAGAUAUGAACAACGUCCAGUAUGCAUUAUGCAUUACUUGUGA
Phytomonas sp. Hart1 is the source of this 975-nucleotide messenger RNA. The record is from the annotation of a GenBank genome assembly. NCBI's taxonomy places the organism in Eukaryota, Euglenozoa, Kinetoplastea, Trypanosomatida, Trypanosomatidae.